This is a messenger RNA of Gambusia affinis (western mosquitofish), 3851 nucleotides long. Its product is annotated as gastrula zinc finger protein XlCGF57.1-like. The record is from RefSeq and is a predicted model, not a curated record. Bases 1404 to 2987 code for a protein of 527 amino acids. The transcript has 5 exons. Gene Ontology annotation, biological process: regulation of transcription by RNA polymerase II. Gene Ontology annotation, cellular component: nucleus. Gene Ontology annotation, molecular function: DNA-binding transcription factor activity, RNA polymerase II-specific; RNA polymerase II cis-regulatory region sequence-specific DNA binding. Lineage: Eukaryota; Metazoa; Chordata; Actinopteri; Cyprinodontiformes; Poeciliidae.
CUUGUGAAACUCUUACGUUUUAAGCAGGAAGUAGGUUUUCACAGACGAACUUUACUUCUCAUUCAUUGGACAAUGAAGGGGAACUAGUCAGAUGGUUUGUUGUUAGCUUGACUAUGCGAGUCCCAAUAGAAAAACGUAUUAUUUAGGAAAACAAAUGCACAAUUUAUGUAUUAGUCGCUACUCUAAGGUCUUCGUGGGGUUACUAUUUAUAGAUGUUUAUUUGCAACCGCAGUGAUUAUUUCUCCCCUCGGUUUGCAGUAUAAAAUGUAGCUAGGCGGCAUUAGCAAAGUGAAUGGACUGUAAAGCUCUGUGAAGCUAAAGCUGCUAACAACAGACCUAAUCAGUCUCUCUGAGGUUGACGCAGAUAAAGUUCAUGGUUUAAUACAACAAGACUAGUCCACUCUCCGAACUGGUGAGACUGUGGAGAAGACAGCAUCAGUGGAUACUUCCUCUAAGCCUCGUAAUCCAGCCGAGGGCCGAGAGACUGAGGAAUGGACCCAGAAACUGACCAAGGUGUCUCGAAUUAUUUUCUCAGUUCUCCUUUUUGUAUCGGGUGGUGAUUUUUGUCCGAUUCCAGUUUGAGGCAGCAAAAAGGGAUGCGAAUGAAACCCUAAUUUACUAUAACACGUGAAGGCUGAAAACAAGCAUUGUGAAAAGGAGAAUCCCAGGUGGAGCGAUGAUGACUGAGAUGAUGAAGGUUGAAGCUGAUGAACCUGGAGGGUUCGGCUUGGAAGCCCCCAUGGCUGCAGGAUCCACAUCAGAACCGGAGGAGGAAACACAAGACAGCAAAGAUCUAAACCUUCAGAUUGUGGUGGUUAAAGAAGAACAUUGUGAAUCGUGGAGCUCCAGCUCCAACCAGCAUGACCCUGAGCCCCCCCAAGUAAAGGAGGAAGAAGAGGAACUGUGGAUCAGUCAGGAGGAAGAGCAGCUUAUUGUGAAGACUGAAGAUGAAGAGAAACCUCAGUUAUCAGAGCUUCAUCAAAUGAAAACUGAAGGCAACACAGAGACUGAAGGUCUGAGCAGCAGCUCAGCUGAACAGAAGGAAACAGAACCUGAUGGAGUCGACUGUGGAGGAUCAGAACCAGACAGGAACCAAGAUCCACAGUGUUCUUCCAAACAAAUUAAGACGACUGUUCACAAAAGAGUUUGCUGUAGAAGAUGAAAUCAGCAAUUAGCAAGGUGAAUGGACUUUCAGCUAAAGCAGCGAACCGCAGAGAUUAAAUAAGCGACGUCCAUCCUUCGACUUUGUGAGGCUGUGGACACCUCCUUGUCCAGAGUGGACCCAGAACUACUGACCAAGGAAACAGAAAAACAAAAGAUACAGGUUACAUGACUGUAACCAUAACCUAUUCGAACAUGUAAAGCUUGCAAACAAGAAUGUUUGAAAGAAGAAUGGGAUAAGGAUGUCUGAAAUGAUGAAGGUGGAAGCAGAUGAACCUGGAGGGUUCAGCUUGGAUCCCCGCAUACCUGCAGCAUCCACAUCAGAACUGGAGGAGGAAUCACAAGACCGCAAAGAUCUCAUCCAUCAGAUGUUUGUGAUUAAAGAGGUUCCUCUUGACUGGAAUGCCAGUUUGAAGCAGCAGGAUCCAGAGUCGCCUUCUGUAAAGGAUGAAGAGGAGGAACUGUGGAUCAGACAGAAGGAAGAGCUGCUUACCGUAAAGGUUGAAGAUGAAGAGGAAACUCAGUUAUCAGAACUUCACCAAAUAAAAACUGAAGAUAGCAGACAGACUGAAGCCCCAACCAACAGCUCAGCUGACCAGAUGGGACAGACACAGCAUGAAAACAAGAACUUCAGAGGACAGGAACCAAACAGAGAUCCAGUUGCUGUUUGUUGCUCUUCCCAACAAAGUAAGAUGACACCUAAGCUUUGUUCAAAGCUUACUGUUCAGAUUGGGGAAAAGCCAUUUUGUUGCAGUCUUUGUGGCAAAGGUUUUAAACGCAAGACAUCAGCUAAAUUACACAUAAUGACUCACAUUAGAGUAAGAGAACAUAGCUGUGAUCUUUGUGGUAAAGAAUUUAAAGAAAAGGUUUCUCUUCAGACUCAUAUGAGUGUCCACAGUGGAGACAGACCUUUUGCCUGCGACGUUUGUUGUAAAAAGUUUCAUACAAAGAAACAUCUUAAAGCUCAUAUGAAGCUCCAUGUAGAAGAAAAACAUUUUACUUGUGAUGUUUGCAACAAUAGAUUUAAGGUUAAGGAGAGUCUUAAAAAACACAUGAGGAGCCACACCUCAGAGAAACCAUUUGUUUGUAGUAUUUGUAGUAAAAGAUUUUCUCAACAGGAUCAUCUAAAGAGACACAUGGGUGUUCACACGGGAGAAAAACCAUUUAUUUGUAGUAUUUGCAGUAAAGGAUUUACACAACAAGUCAAUCUAAAAAGUCACAUGUGUGUUCAUGCAACAGAGAAACCGUUUAUUUGUACAGUUUGUAGUAAAGGGUUCUCACAAAAAGAAAGUUUAAAGAGCCACAUGCAUAUUCACACAGGACAGAGACCGUUUAUUUGUAGUGCUUGUGGUAAAGGAUUUUUACGGCAAAGAAAUUUAAAGAGUCACAUGAAUGUUCACACUGGUGAGAAACCGUUUGUUUGUGGUGUUUGUAAUAAAGGAUUUGCUAUUCAAAAGAAUGUAGAAAGACACAUGCGUGUUCACACAGGUGAGAAACCAUUUGUUUGUAAUGUUUGCAGUAAAGAAUUUUCACUACAAGGGAAUCUAAAGAGACAUAUGCACGUUCACACAGGAGAGAAACCAUUUAUUUGUUGUAUUUGCAGUAAAGGAUUUCCACAAAAAGACACUUUAAAGAGUCACAUGCGCGUUCACACUGGAGAGAAACCAUUUAUUUGUGGUGUUUGUGGUAAAGGAUUUUCAUUACGAAAGAACUUACUGAGACACAUGACUGUUCACACGGGUGAAAAACCAUUUGUUUGUAAUGUUUGUAAUGAAGGGUUUUCUCUGAAAAUUCAUCUGAAAAGUCACAUGCAUAUUCAUGCAUAACUGCCUAUUUUAGAAGUUCAAAUACACCUUAAUAUGCAUUAAUUCACUCACUGGAAACCAUUUUAGCAAUACCACAGAAGCUAACUUUGCCAGUCUUCCUUAUUUGUGCUCGUGGGUGUACAGCCAAUUAGCAACAAGGAAAACGAAUGCAGAACAACUGACUAAUUGUUUUGUUAGCUAACUACUAUACAAACCAUCAAAUGUAUUAAUAGUCUAUAUUAGCCACUCUCAGUACAACUUUCCCAGUUCGGAAAAGUUGGAAGGUUUUGGUUGGUAAAUGGUGCUUUAGGUUCAAUCGUUGAAGUGGUAUGGGUGGUAUUGUGGUAUAAAACGUCAGUUAUUGGUUUCAUGUUGUCACAUUCAUCAUUAUUUAAGACAUUUUGGCAAUGUCCAACCAAUGAGAACUGUUUAGAACCUAAUCAUCUCAAUGCCAACUCAAACGGUUAAUCCUAGUUUCAAAUGGUCCACCUCUCUAGCAAAGCUCUUCUCAGAAACUAACAGCUGUGGUUUGUAGCUUUAUAUCAGCAUAAUAAAUUUACAUGACUACAAGACAGUGCACUUUUCUUUGUUAAAAUCAGCUCUUCAACAAGCUCCAGUCAUUAAGAUGCUUCAUUGAUGCUUCAUAAUACUGUCUCUUCGAAAUGAUCUAAAAUGUUCCGAAUCAGACAAAAUGAAAGGUGGAUACCAGAUACUAUUACACUUAUUACUUCCUGCUAAUAGUUAUUUACGUCAGCUGUAUUUUUCAUUCUAGUCUUUAUUAAAAAUAGAAAAUGUUCAUGCAAUCUGGUAGAAACAUGCUGUAAUUAAAGGGGUGCUGUUGUGUGAAAUAUGUUAAAACUAAUCUAAUAAAAGCGCGUCAAAGCC